GUUCAGGUACCGCCCGAUUAUCAAUCGCUGCCGUUGAUGUUGAAGCCAGCAAUCCACGACUCGAGAUGAAGGAAUUGUUGAAGAAUGAAUUGACAAAUGGAGCCCAUGCCAGACGAGAUUCAGCCGUGUCUAUUACUUCCUUUGAUGACGAUGAUUCCAAAAAGAUUAGCCAUGAAAAGAGAAGAAGAUCUUCAGUGCAAUCCUUGUCAACUGCUAAUGCUCCUAAGAGAGGUAAACACAAGAAGAAACUGAAGAAACUUCAACAACAACCUGUUCUUGAAUUGAAUCUUGAUGGGGUAAAGAAACAAUCACCUGAAUUCAAGAGAUUCCCAUUCCAUAAUUUAAGACUGUUAGUGCUCUAUACGUUUGGUGUUUCUUUAGGAACUAAAUUGCCUUGGCUUUCCAUGACUGCCCAAGACAAGAUUCCUACCGUUUGCUUCUGUAUUGUUCCUGGAUUGGAAAUAGAGGAAGAUUCCAAAGAAGAAAUACAAACCAUACCGAUUACCACAUUGAAGCAAGUUCCGGAAUUGCCGUUUUUAUAUGAAACAUUUCCAACUGCAAUCAGAGCAGUCAGUCCAGGCUCUAAAGACAGUAUUUACCUGCCAUUGCAAUCAAUCACCAAUAUUCCAUUAACUAAGAACGAGAAAAAGACAAUUUUGGAUACUCUGAAGAAGGAUAAAAUUACAAUUAAUGAUUUGUUAAUGAGUGAGCGUGAUAUGAUUCUGCAUAACUAUCCCAUGUUUGUCAAAGAUGACACCUGGAGAGAGACAAUUGCUAGAGAUGAUGAGUCACAUAUAUAUGCCAUAGACUGUGAGUUUUGUAAAGCGGGAACACAACAAGUAUUGACGCGAGCUAGUUUGAUUGAUUUCGAGGGCAAUGUUGUAUUUGAUGAAUUCGUUAAACCAGCUCAGGAAAUCACCGACUAUGUUACUAGAUAUUCAGGCAUAACCGAGGAAAUAUUACGAGACGUCACAACAACACUUGAACAAGUCCAGCAAUUAUUUAUAGACAAGAUAUCAGCCAAUGAUAUUUUAGUUGGACAUUCCUUGGAAUCUGAUUUAGAAGUGUUGAAAAUUAAGCAUAAUAGAGUUGUCGAUACUGCAAUAGUUUACGAUCAUAAUCGAGGACCUCCAGCAAAACCAUCGUUGAGAUGGUUGGCACAAAAGUACCUUGAUCAGAAAAUUCAAUCCGGUGAAGAUACCGGAGAGGGACAUUCUUCAGUUGAAGAUGCCAAAGCUUCGCUUGACUUAGUUAAAAUGAAAAUCGUUGAGGGGAAAUGUUUUGGAGUUAAUGUUAAUGAGGUUUCUAUAUUUAAGCGCCUUGCAAGUAAUUACAACUUGACCAAGAAGACUGGUAAUAGUGACGAAGAAGAAACGGAUUUCAGAUCAUUAUGGAUAAACUACAGUCAUUAUAAGGAUCAAGAAACAUACGUUGAGCCAGAAGACUACCAGCUAGAUCGAGUCUAUGUUAAUAACGACGAUGAAGUUGUUGAUAAGUUCAAGCUGGAAGUUCAAGGUAAACGAUUUGUUGUAUUGCAAUUACGAGAAAUGGAAUUUAAUAACAAAUGGUGUACAGCUCCACAACAUUAUGAUGGUAGGUUAGAUUACCAACAAUCAGAAUUGUACCAGCGCACAAACGACCGCUUGCAGCUGAUUUACGAGAAUUUACCCGAAAACUCGUUAUUUAUUGUCUAUUCGCAACUGAGAUCUCCUUUGGAAAUGUAUAGAUUGCAAGAGAUUCGACAAAAGUUCCAGAAAUUAGAACGUGACGGAGUUGACGUUACAAAAUUACCUCAGGAGGAAAGUUGGGAUUUUGAUAAACAACAAGAAUUGAUUGAAAAGACAGCUAUUGCUCGAGAAUCUUUGGCGUUUGUCAAACUUAAACAGACAACUUGAGUAUAUAUUAAUACAUUCACUUGUAAUAUACAAUAAUAUAAAAGUGUUUUAUGGAACUGAAGACAAUACGACAACUUCGUAGACAUCACCUUACAACCUUCCUAAUCCGUCAUCCUCGUACCGGAUGGCAGCACCUAAUUGUUUAACUUCGUCUACGUCCAUGGCAGAGCCAUUAGAAGAGUCAGACGAAGACGAUUGAUUUGAAUCAGUCAUGGACGUGCUCUCGGUGUAAUACUUCCACUCAUUCAAGUUCAACACGUCAUCGGGAUUAUAGGCGAGCAGAUUACCAUUCUUGUGGUUGAUAUUUGUCUUGUACCAGCCUUUUAAUCUGACCGAAUCGUUUAUAGCGUCAUCAGACAAGUCGUUAGACAAAUUAGGGGAAUACCAGUCUUUGAUCCAGGUGAUGGUUUCAUCCAACUGUUCGUGAUACUGGAUUUUGUUGAUGUGAGCAACGCCUCCCGGAAUAGGAGUAUUUGUCCCGCUUUUGGAAAACAUAAGGAAAAUUUGGUGUACAAUAGCAGGGGGAGGGGGGUUCUGGUGAUGGAAAAGAAAGUAGUGAUUAAUAAGAUAGGGAAGAAUUCAUUUGAGACAUUUUUAAAAAUUUAAACUUGACGAAAGCCAAAGAAACAAACAACAAUGAUCAUAUAUAAUUUUUUUUUACGGUUUAAGGUUUAUUAGCAUUAAUCUCCACCCCACG
This is a messenger RNA of Spathaspora passalidarum NRRL Y-27907, 2592 nucleotides long. RefSeq lists its product as uncharacterized. The record is from RefSeq and is a predicted model, not a curated record. Gene Ontology annotation, molecular function: exonuclease activity; nucleic acid binding. NCBI's taxonomy places the organism in Eukaryota, Fungi, Ascomycota, Pichiomycetes, Serinales, Debaryomycetaceae. The transcript has a single exon. Bases 702 to 1895 code for a protein of 397 amino acids. Gene Ontology annotation, cellular component: nucleus.